This is a messenger RNA of Penicillium coprophilum, 1923 nucleotides long. Its product is annotated as DnaJ and TPR domain protein. The transcript has 3 exons. The coding region runs from base 1 to 1923 and encodes 640 amino acids. The record is from RefSeq and is a predicted model, not a curated record. NCBI's taxonomy places the organism in Eukaryota, Fungi, Ascomycota, Eurotiomycetes, Eurotiales, Aspergillaceae. Gene Ontology annotation, molecular function: protein binding.
AUGGUCCAACUCGCCCACAUCUUCAAAAAGGAUAAGGAUAAGGAGAAGACUGAGAAGAACCCUGAUAUACGUCCCCGUUCCUUCUCCGCUCGCACAUCUCCUACCUCCAAAUCCUCAUCUCCGUCUAAAUCCUCUUCCCCCACCAAAUCUACCAAACCCUCCAAAUCUUCCAAGUCCUAUUUUUCCCACAGUCGGUCAUCCUCCAACUCCGGACCGACCGCCAAUUUCAAGUCUCGGUCUUCGCGUGAUCAGGACGUACACCCACUUAAUCUUCCACCUGACGAGUUACGUCGUCGAUUGUCCGCUAUGGCAGCAUCCAAUGAAGAGCAGCGGAGCUCAAUGGAUAUCGAUUCUCAGGAACCUCAGAAUAAUGGCGUGAAAGGCACUGAGGAACGGAGUCCGACCCCGCCACCGCAUCUGCCGAAUUCAACUUCUGCCGACGAGGCCGACUCCUUCAAGCUGGCCGGAAACAAGUUUUUCAAGGAUGGCAACUAUCGACGAGCUAUCGAAGAAUACACUAAGGCCAUCGAGAUCAAUCCUAACUCAUCGGCCUAUCUCUCUAACCGAGCGGCGGCCUACAUGUCCGCUAAACAAUUUGUCAAUGCGCUUGAGGAUGUUCAGCGCUCCAACGAGCUCGACCCUAACAACCCAAAAAUCAUGCACCGAUGGGCUAAGAUCCUGACGAGCUUGGGUCGACCCGCAGAGGCCCUCGAAGUGCUGUCACGAAUUCAGCCACCAGUGGCCGCCACUGACCGGGCCGCCGCAGAGAAGAUGCUGCGCUUCGUGAAACAAGCCGAAGAGACAUUAGCAGAAGACCGCGGUGUGUCAAUGGUAAUCUAUUGUCUAGACCAGGCUCGACAAGGGCUUGGACAAGGUGUCAAGGAGCCUCGAAAGUGGACUUUGUUGGCCGCCGAGGCUCAUCUGAAGUUGAACAACGUCAACUCGCUAGGCAAGGCCCAGGACAUUGCAAUUUCUUUGCUCCGCGAAAAUAGCCAGGACCCGGAUGCCAUGAUGAUCCGUGCUCGCGCCUUCUAUGCCCUCGGUGAGACCGAGCAGGCGCAGAAGCUUCUGAAGCUUUGCCUCGGGCUGGACCCAGACAUGAAGCAGGCCAUCAAGCUGCUGCGCGUUGUGCAGAAGCUGGCUCGCACAAAGGAGGAAGGAAACACUGCUUUCAAGGCCAAGGAUUAUCACCGUGCUAUCGAGCUUUGGACCCAGGCUCUCGAGGUUGACCCUUCUAACAAGGAUAUGAAUGCCAAGAUUCUGGGUAACCGUGCUCAGGCGUAUAUCAAUUUGAAGGAGUAUGAUUCGGCCAUCCAGGAUUGUACCGAAGCCCUCCGCCUUGACCCCGGCUAUGUCAAGGCUAUGAAGUGCCGUGCCAAGGCCAACGGCAAGGCCGGUAACUGGGAGGAGGCUAUUCGUGACUAUAAGAGCGUUGCUGAGAACAACCCCGGCGAGAGCGGCAUUCAGGAGGAGAUUCGCGAAGCUGAAUUCGAGCUGAAGAAGUCCCAACGCAAGGACUAUUAUAAGAUUUUGGGGGUCGAAAAGGAUGCCAGCGAUCAGGAGAUCAAGAAGGCCUACCGCAAGCUGGCUAUUCAAUACCACCCAGAUAAGAACCGCGACGGUGCAGCGGGCGAUGAGAAGUUCAAGGAAAUUGGUGAAGCUUAUGAGAACUUGAUUGAUCCUCAGAAACGUGCUGCCUUUGACAACGGAGAUGAUCUGAGGGACCCAGCUGAUAUGUUUGGCGGCGGCGGCUUCCACGGUGGCGGCUUCCACAGCGCAGGCGGCUUUGGCGGCGGUGGUGGUUUCCCUGGCGGCGGCUUUGGCGGCGGCUUCGGUGGCGGCGGUUUCGGUGGCGGCGUUCAAAUCGACCCCGAAAUGCUCAAAAACAUGAUGAACGGCGGUGGCGGCUUCGGUGGUUUCUAG